CUGCCGGCCGCAGGGCUGCGAGAGACAGGGAGGCAGCUCACGGCUCCUCUCCUCGCCGCGGGCUCAGGGGCGCUACCUGCGGGGCCGCCGCCGAGCCGGGGGGCCGCCGCCGGGCUGCGGUGACAUUGGGAGGAGACUCGUCCGAGGGCGGCGCCGGGGGGCAGGAGUGCCCGCGGCUAGCGCCAGCCGCAACUCGCCCUCCCCUGUGGCGGCGGGGAGGGGGGCGGCGGGCGGGAAGCUGGGCUCUGGCCGCCCGGCGCGGCUGCCGGGGCGCUCAGCCCUUCAUUUCCUCUCGCCGUCGCGCUGCUGGAGGCUCCAGACUAUAAAUAGCAGGCUCGCUAGCCACCGAGCGAUACACGCACACACCGGAGGAAAGUGCCGCGCCGGUCGCCCCGCCGGGCGGGCGCCCAGCUGCUAGCCAGAACCGAGAGAGAGAUGGUGCCGACUGAAAGGAAAUCUGCUUUUUCUAAUGAAAAAUAAGAGUUCUGAAGCCUCUGAAGUGGUAAUCCUGGAGCGCUGCUGGAUUGUGGAGUUCAGGAGUAAAACAGAUGUUUCAAUAGUUCUUAAGUUUCAGAGUGGAGAACCAGAUCUUUACCUUGAAGCUCCAUCAAAGCCAGAUUGCGAAUCUUGGGCUGUGGCACUGGGGGAGGCAAACUCAGAAGGUUUGAAGAAUAAAAUUCAGCAGCUCCGGAGGUUGAUCAUGGAAAUCAAAGAGGAGAGAUCAUCAGAUGAAGCACAGCAGUUUCUCCCUUCAUCUCAAGUAGACAGUCUAGGAGAGCCACAGUUUACAAAUAUUCAGAGAACUGCAAAUGAGCCAAAGCUGGAGUUCAGUCUUGCAUGCAAGGAUCUAGUGGCUGCUACCCGUGAUCGGAAGCUGAAUACAUUUAUACAAAUCUCGGUGGUACAUCCAGCAGAGCACAUUUUGACGAGGUAUUCAAGCACUGAAAUCGUGGAGGGUACAAGAGAUCCACUGUUUUUGACUGGUGUGACAUUCCCACCGGCAUACCCCAUCUAUGAGGAGACUAAAAUAAAGCUAACCGUCUAUGAUGUCAAAGAUAAAUCUCAAGACACGGUCCGCACCAGUGUCCUACCUGAUCACAAGGAGCCAAGAGCAGAUGUUGGACGAAGCUUCCUGGGCUGUACAACUUUUAGAGUAGGAGACUUGGUAAAGUCAAAGGAGCAACAGUUGACCCUUACCCUCAGAACUUCUGAUGGUGGAAAGACAGUUGGUACCAUUGAAGUCAAUCUUGUGAGGAUGGGAGAGCUAGAGGAUGGGGAAACGGACCACAUCACAACAGAUGCCCAGGAUCAAAAGUGUGCAUUGGUUCGUGAAUGUACAGCCACUGAAGGCAUAAGUGGUAAAGACAACUUGCCUUCAUUAAAUGCAGUGUUAAAAAACCCAAUCUGUAAGUUAUAUAGAUUCCCUACUUCUGACAAUAAAUGGAUGCGGAUCCGGGAACAGAUGGCUGAGACCACCCUCUCUUUCCAUGUUCCUAAAGAACUGAUCAAUCUGCACAUAAAGGAGGAUAUGAGAAGGAAUCAGGAACUUAAGGACUUGGGAGAACUUGCUCCUCACUGGGACAAUAUGCGCAGAAGUGUUAUUGCUCACUGUGAUCAGAUGUUGAGCAUGUACCAGGAUACUCUGGCAGAGCUUGCGAAGCAUACAGGUUCUUCCUUCAAAUCAAGCUGUAGCAAAGGAGAAAAAACACUAGAAUUCAUCCCAAUAAAUCUUCAUCUGCAAAGAAUGCACGUGCAUAGUCCUCGGUUGAAAGAUGCUCUGUAUGAUGUCAUCACUGUGGGAGCCCCAGCAGCACAUUUCCAAGGAUUUAAGAAUGGUGGUCUCCGAAAACUGCUGAGUAAAUUUGAGGCAGAAAGACGGAAUACUGGAUACCAGUGUAUUUACUAUUCACCUGAAAACACAGCCAAGGCAAAAGAAGUUCUCAGCAACAUCAAUCAUCUACAACCUCUCAUAUCAAGCCAUGCAGACCUGCUGCUUAAUUCUGCAAGCCAGCACUCUCCAGACAGCUUGAAGAAUUCUUUAAAGAUGCUUUCAGAAAAAACAGAGUUAUUUGUGCAUGCAUUUAAGGAUCAGCUGGUCAGAAGUGCCCUUUUAGCACUAUACACAGCCCGGCCUGGCUGUGUCCUCAAGAAACCAGCUGUGCCUAGAAACAGUGCAGAAGAGGGGGGUGAUUUACAGCAUCAGGACCAUCCUUCUCAGAUUAAAAGACAAGACUCUAUACCCCAUCAUUCUGAGUAUGAUGAGGAAGAGUGGGACAGGGUGUGGGCCAAUGUGGGAAAGAGUUUAAACUGUGUUAUUGCCAUGGUGGACAGACUGCUUGAAAAAGAUAACAUCAGCAACAUUAAAGAGGCUGAAAAUGAUCCUGCAGCAGCAGAUUGCAAGGUGUUGCAUACAGGUGGUGACUGGUAUGAACAGCUGUAUCCCCUGGUGAUUACGCUGAAGGACUGCAUGGGAGAGGUGGUGACCAGGGCGAAGCAAUCGAUGGCGUUUGUUCUGCUCCAGGAACUUGCCUGUGGUUUGCCACAAUGUUUGAUGCUGACCCUAAGAAGAGAUAUCGUCUUUAGUCAAGCACUUGCUGGAUUGGUCUGUGGGUUUAUAAUCAAAUUGCACACAGGUUUACAUGAUCAAGGAUUUUUACAACAGCUUCAUACUGUUGGAUUGCUUGUACAAUAUGAAGGACUCCUUAGUACAUAUAGUGAAGAAGCGGGGAUGCUAGAAGACAUGGCUGUGGGAAUUUCAGAUUUGCAGAAAGUAAUGUUUAAAGUCAUUGAAGCCAAAUCAGAAGAUUUUUUGCCUAUUAUAACGGGAAGACGUGAACAUUACAUUAUAGAGGUCCAGCUUCCAGCAAAGAUGUUUGAGUUGCUGCCACAAGAGAUUAAAGAAGGAAAGCUACUUCGCAUGUAUCCAGUACUCUUUAAUGUUGGAAUCAAUGAACAGCAAACACUUGCAGAGAGGUUUGGAGAUACCACUCUACAGGAAAACAUUAACCAGGAAAACUUAGAACUUCUAAAAGAAUAUUACAAGCUGUUUACAGAAAAAAUGCCUCCUGAUUGUCUACCACAUUUUCAAGAACAAAAUGACUUAAAGGGAUUGCUAGAAAAUCUUCAUCAAAAUAUCCAGGCCAAAAAGAGAAAGAAUGUAGAAAUCAUGUGGCUGGCUGCAACGAUUUGCCGUAAGCUGAAUGGAGUCCGUUUCACCUGUUGCAAAAGUGCCAAAGACCGGACAUCCAUGUCGGUGACACUGGAGCAGUGCUCCAUCUUGAGGGACGAGCAUCAGCUUCACAAAGACUUCUUUAUUCGGGCGCUGGAUUGCAUGAGGAGAGAAGGAUGCCGCAUAGAGAAUGUACUGAAGAAUGUCAAAUGCAGAAAGUAUGCAUUCAACAUGAUACAGCUGAUGGCUUUCCCAAAGUACUACAGACCUCCAGAAGGGACAUAUGGAAAAGCUGACACCUAAGUUUAACAAAAGUGUAAUCAGGAACAUACAUCAUGCUAAUUAGUGAAUAUAAAAAUCGCUGUUUAUGACAUUAAUUGGGAAUGUGUAACCAGUUGAGGUGUUAUUUUUAUCAGGUUUUAUCAUUUUACAUUAAAAUAACUCCAGUUAGUCCUUAUGAAAUAAAAUAUCAUGAAAAAACAACUGACCGACUAUUCUCAAAACCAAAUAUAUUCAACUUUUCUUUGUGAAGUUGAAGCUAAUAUGACUCAUAAGCCAGCUGGAAAUUAGUUGUUUGGGUCAUUUGAGCAAAGAUCAAAAAGGGAAGUGUCAUUUGCUAUAGGAACUGAGGUUAGCAGUCUGGAAGGUGGCAUUCUGACUCUGAACCAAAACAUGAGAUUUGAUUUAAGGAGUCUCUUCUGCUGGAAAUAGUGUUUUCUGGAACCAGCAUAGCACCGAGGUCUUGAUCACUAAUGAUUAAAUCCUUCACUGAAGUGUUUAUGAAAGAUACUGAUGUUAAUACCUGGGCUAAAUAUAAUUUUGGUAAUUAUGUUUAUCUUCUUUACAUAAGCAUGGUAACUUCAUAAUAUGUUUUUAGUAAUUACAGCCUGUAAUUUCAGUAAUUUCAUUCUGAUUCCUUGCAGUUCAUUCUUGGCUUUCUGUACCACAGCAAAAUGCUGCUUGACUUUCACAUAAAUCACAUUGAAAUCAGGGGGAUUAAUUCUUCAAGUAAGGUGACCUGAAUUUGACCUGUCAUGUUCCUGUUUACUGUAAACCCUUAAAACUAAAUUUUCUUUAGUGGUAGGGAAAAUGAGUUGUAUAUACAGGAGUUAAUGUAUCUUUAGGCUAUAAAAACAUAUAUGUUUUUACAGAGCCCAAGAUAAAUGUUAUAAUUAUGAGUAACCUGCUGUAUUAGGACUAGUUAGCCACUGCAGCUGAUUUAUAUCAAUUUUGUAAUGCUGCAUGUAGACACUCUAGGAUGAAGAACUAUCAGCUUUGAAAAUGAGUGUUAAUACUUCUGCCAGCUUGUGUUAGUCCUGAAAUUUGUCUUGCAAAGAACAUUUGUGUUUUCUAAUUGUAUCUAUUUAUUGCUGCCUUCUGCCUCCCAGAGAGAAAUACAAUUAAAAAACCCCAAGUAUUCACUGGUUACUGACCUUUAUGUAAUGCAUUCAUUUUGAGAAAAAAAUAUCUAGAGCAGAAGUGUGAGAAUUUUAUGCUAAUGAAACUGCGCUGGGAAUUUGAGCGUCUGUGGGAAAUUGUAAUUGCUGUGGAUAAAGAAGUUAAUGUUUGCUUGCUCCUAUGGAAAUCAAAGAAAUCUUGAUGCACCGUGAGUUAUAAUUUGCUUUUUUUAAUCCCUUAAUGCCCAUUACUGGGUAUAAAUCUGUAACUAUACCAGUAAAAACACAUAUCUAAGAGCAAAAUCUAAUUGGGUGAUUACAUGGAAAUGAUCUAUCAUGAAUAAAAUUAAAUCCAUCUUGUAUAUUUGCAAGAUCAGGCUUUGGGGCUUCUAGGAGAACAUCAGGAAGAGGUCCUUGUUCCAAUGUUCAUUGACUUAAGUGAAGCCUUAAGUGAAGUAAUUCACCUAUACAAUAUAUUUACCUAACUAAUUGGAACUUUUUUCCAAAGUAAAGUAGGUCAUUUAAAUAUGUUUUGGGGCAUUUGUUGUUUAUUUCUAUUAUAUAAUGUGCUAUCAUGAAUGAUUUCUUUGUUCUUCUGGAAUGUAUUACUUUGUCAAGUAAGAUGUCAGAAGAGUUGGCAUUGCAUCAUAGACAAGCUCAGGCAGAUGAGAAUAUAAUGCCUUGAUUUUUUUCCCUGUCGUGUACCAGUAGAAGUGGGAACUACUCAUCGGGUGGGUGGACGUGCGCAUAAAUUUGUGUUUGGGUCUUUAACUAUAACAUAGCUGAUCUGUACAAAACAUUUUUGUGGAUUUAUGGAAAUCUUCCUAGGAAAGUAAUGUUGUGUUCUGUCAGACUGCCGCACUAGGCCUUGCUAUCUCCCAUGUUUAUUAUUAGCUUAAAAAAACCCCUACAUGUACAGUUUAGAAAUAGUGUUAACUUCCUCAUGCACCUCUGAAAUAAUCCCACAGAUGUACAAUAGAGAAUGCUGGCAUUCCUACAGUAAUUCUGAAACAAUCUGUAGAAGUCUGUGGGGAUGGUAUUCACUGGUGGGAACUAUAGGGUCCUAUAGUUCUUUAUAGUCCCAUGGGCAUUCUGUCAAGUUCAAAAAAUGAAAUUCUAUAGAUUUUCUUCUUUUCAGGAAAAUAGUCUUUCAACAUCUUGCCACAGCAUUUUAAUCCCACUGGGGUUCUAAAUUGCCUUUAUAUUUAAGAUGUUUUCCACACUGAAGCCAUGGCGGGGGUGGGGGGGAAGCACUGGAUUACUUUCCUUUUUGUUUUAACAGCCACUACCAGUCCAUUCUUGUGAAAUUAAAUAAUCUGUUAUUUGUUAAAGAAAAAAACCCAAAACUCCUAUCAGUGUGCUGCAGUGAAACUUCAUUGGGCUUGGACCACUACAGAAGAGUUGGCUGGGUUUUACACUAAAUAAGACUGUACUUUUUCAAGCAAAUUUUUUGACUGGAACGUCUUUUUGUUGGUCACGAAACCCUUCUAAAACCUGCUGACACGGUUCCACAUCUCCUAGAAGAGCCUUGUUGUUUCAGUACUGAAACAGGCUCAGCUGUUUCCUUGUUUGGUCGUUGCCUGCUGUGGGCUACUGCAGUCCAUAUAGGCAAAGGCUGUGUCAUCAAAACUGAGUUGUCAGCUAAGCGUGGAUUCAAAACUAGUGGGUUUUCUGGUUUGCCUUUUAUGAAGAAACAAAGGGGUUUUUUUCUGCAGGUUGGUAGUUACAUUACUCAGUACAUUUUCUUUUUGUAGAAGCUGCUUCAAGCCCUGUGCAUUGUUUGAAUGCCUAAUAGAGGAGUUAAAUUAUCCCUGAGGUCUUGCACGUAUCCUGGUAGUUCACUAUGAAUAUCAGAGGAGUAAAAUUAAGGAAAUUAAUUUUUAUGAGCAAGCUACACCAUUUGUUUUGCGAAGUAUUAAGGGAAGCAUACUGAUCUUUGUGGCAGAUUCACAGAAAACGUUCUGUAUCUGCUCUGUUAAAACUUUUGUAAGGUAUAAAAUAAUCUGCUUUGAGGUGAGGGCAGUUCUCAAGGGCUAGAAGAUGAACAUUCAAAAACAUAUCUGGCAUCUAAAGCCAAAUCCUGUCUUACUCACGGAAGAUGAUAUUUGUAGAAAUAAGGUUAUCAGGAUCUGCCUUUGAGGAAUCCUGAAAUAAGGGCUUCUAGCUUUGAAUAUUUGUACAAUGUGUUACACACUUAUAUGGGGUUUUUGUACCACAGACUAGUGUCUAAAUAGAGAGCUAGUAUAAAAUGCCUGAAAAAAUAAGGAAAGGAAAGUAAUUUUUUCUCAGAGAUGAUCGUAAUAAUGUUCUAAUACGUAACAUGCAUAAGCCUGACAUUAUUAAGCAGGCAGGUCUUUUUUUUCUGAAGUCUUCUUUUGGGGAACUUAAAAUUUGUUAAUGUUUAUACUUUGGCUUUUACAGAGCAAUUAGGAAACAGAAAUUUUUCAUUAUGUUAUCUGAUUUUUCUCUAUGUGAAGCUGUGUAUUUUGAUGGAAUACUAGCAAUGUAUGUGUUAUAAAGAACAAAUAAGUUAGGACAGCUGAGAGAAAAUAUUAACUGAGAAAAAGCCUUAAUGAAGUCCUUUGCAAUGUUAAUUUUUAUACUGUCUGAUUUUUUGCAUUACAUAAGUGAAAUAAGGAAAUUAACAAACACUUUCUGUGUCUAAAUCGAUCGGUUCUGAUGAAAAUUCACUUAUUUGCAGUGAAAUAAAAUGUAAUGGUAUUCUAAAUGAUCACUAUUAAUUUAUGUGUAAAGAAGUGCAACACAAUUUUGAAGCCCACUGUAUAAUAUGCCUAUUAUAGCUUCAGAUAAUAAGCUUAUUUUUAUUUCUAGUUUAAGCACAAGUUCCAGGAAAUCCUAUAGUCCACUUAUAAAAAGCAGAAAAUGCACUGAACAUCAACCAGUGUAAUAAAGAAAGAAAUUGCAUUAAAAACUUCAGCAAAAUUACUUAUGUGAAUUAAUGUAUGUAAUCAGUUAAGUCUUAAACGUACAUUGUGCCAGUUGGCUAUGUUGUAAACUUGAAACCAUUGAUAUCAAUAUUUAUGAUUUUUUUUAAUUGUAAAGAAGUGUACUGUACAGGCAAUGCCAUGAGACAUGAAUUUGCAUCUUGCUUUUCACUUAUUUGCAGCUUAAAAGCAGAUGUUUACAAUUAAAGUGCUUUAAAAUAAUUGACUGUUCUUCAAAACACAAACUUACCUUGUAAAUUGCAUGUUUAAAUUAAAAAAAAAAAAAAAAUCACACAAAUGCUUUUUUUUAAAGGUAAAAAAGGAAGAAAAAAAAAUAAAUUCCCAGACUUCAGUCUCUAGAACAUUGCUUUUUUUUCUUAGUAACGCAACACAUCAACUGUUGUGUUGCCAGAGUGUUCAGCUUACACUCUGCAGCACACAAAUAUUUAUUUGCUCUUUCUCUCAUAGGAUCUACUUGAAUAAGUAAUAAGACAACAAUGAAUUUCAGCAUGAUACUCAUGAUCCAAGAUUUAAAACUUGCAUUUGCUUAAAUAAACCUUAAACUUAAUACUUCAGAAUAAAUAAAAUAGAAGACACGUGUGAACCAAUGUAUCCGUAUUCCAGAGCGCUGAAACAUAAAGCAUGGGUUUGCAUGCUGACAGGGAGAAAGAGUUAUAGUAGAAAUCUGACUGUGAAAAUAGAGCACCCUGGAUCUGUGGGGUUUGGAGUGGUGAGAUUUGGACCAUACUGCUCUUACUUAGAUCUCUAACGAUUGGUAGUGGUGUUUUGUACUCUCUCCAUGCAUGCAAAGUACUUUAAAAGUUUUCAGCACUUUUGUUUAUGAAUGAUCUGACUUUAAAAUUUCUAAAAUCCAAAAUCACUUUGGUACUUGUUUUCAUUUUGUAUAGCUGUUCCUUGUAAUGUUCCUGUCUCACACUCCGGAGCACAUGGGGCUAUGUAUAAGUAACAUUAACAGGACUUCAGUCCGUAGUGUGUGUUUGUUCAGAGAAAUGAAGCACAACUAUAGUAAUUCAACUCUAUAUUUCAGCAUUUUUGUUUCUUUGCUGUCUG
Messenger RNA from Grus americana (Whooping crane), 8582 nucleotides. It is a transcript of the gene INPP4B, whose product is annotated as inositol polyphosphate-4-phosphatase type II B. Gene Ontology annotation, molecular function: phosphatidylinositol-3,4-bisphosphate 4-phosphatase activity. NCBI's taxonomy places the organism in Eukaryota, Metazoa, Chordata, Aves, Gruiformes, Gruidae. Bases 470 to 3472 code for a protein of 1000 amino acids. The transcript has 26 exons. Gene Ontology annotation, cellular component: cytoplasm. The record is from RefSeq and is a predicted model, not a curated record.